AUGGUCCUCGAAGCCACCAUGCUGGUGCUUGACAACUCCGAAUGGAUGCGAAACGGAGACUACACACCCACGCGCUGGGAAGCGCAGGCAGAUGCUGUCAGCAUGAUCUUUGAUGCCAAGACCAACUCGAAUCCAGAGAGCGAAGUCGGCCUCAUGACCAUGGCCGGCAAGAGCCCCGAAGUGCUCGUGACGCUCACGCAGGACAUUGGCAAGAUCCUCGCAGCCCUUCACCGCAGCAAGAUUGUCGGCAACGCCGAUCUCUCCACUGGCAUCAACGUCGCCUCGCUUGCGCUCAAGCACCGACAGAACAAGAACCAGAGGCAGAGGGUCGUCGUAUUUGUCGGCUCGCCCGUGGAGCAGAGCGAGGAUGACCUGAUCAAGCUCGGAAAGAAGCUCAAGAAGAACAACAUUGCUGUGGACAUUGUCAGCUUCGGAGAGGACGUCGAGAAUGAGAACAAGCUCUCCAAGUUUAUCGAGGCAGUCAACAGCGGUGAGAACAGUCACCUCUUGAGCGUUCCAGCAGGUCCGCAGCUGCUUUCCGAUGUCAUCCUCUCUUCACCUGUCCUGCAAGAGGAGGGCGGCGACUCGGGUGCUGGUCCAUCUGGCAGUGGCGGCGGAGGCAACCAAUUCGAAUUCGGCGUUGAUCCAAGCAUGGAUCCCGAGCUGGCCAUGGCACUGCGCCUCUCGCUCGAGGAAGAACAGGCCCGACAGAGGGCUGCCGAAGGUACCUCGUCCGGUUCGCAGGCUCCGACGCUGCCUACUGUUUCGGAAGGAGCCGAGGGUUCAGCAGCACCAGCACCAGCACCAGCACCAGCAACAGGAUCGGCUGCUGGAUUGGCCGGUAGCGGGUCGAUGGUGGUCAAAGGGGCCGAGUCCAUCACCGGCGAAGGCCGCAACGCAGACGACGAGUCGGAAGAUGCGAUGUUGCAGAAAGCCAUCGCUCUCUCUCAAGCCGGGGAGGCUUCGCACACAAACGACGAAGACGUGGAUAUGACAUCAGCAGAGCCUUCGGGCGCGAGACGAGCGCUCGUUGCCGGACAAGGCGAAGGCGAGGAGGAUGAAGAGAUGGACGAGGACGAGGCGAUCGCAAGGGCCAUCCAGAUGAGUCUGCAGGAGGGCGAGGGUCAAGGAGAGAGCAAGUAG
This is a messenger RNA of Sporisorium graminicola, 1143 nucleotides long. RefSeq lists its product as uncharacterized. Gene Ontology annotation, molecular function: polyubiquitin modification-dependent protein binding. Gene Ontology annotation, cellular component: cytosol; proteasome regulatory particle, base subcomplex; nucleus. The record is from RefSeq and is a predicted model, not a curated record. The transcript is spliced from 3 exons. Lineage: Eukaryota; Fungi; Basidiomycota; Ustilaginomycetes; Ustilaginales; Ustilaginaceae. The coding region runs from base 1 to 1143 and encodes 380 amino acids. Gene Ontology annotation, biological process: proteasome-mediated ubiquitin-dependent protein catabolic process.